Messenger RNA from Aureobasidium melanogenum CBS 110374, 1089 nucleotides. RefSeq names its product repressor of RNA polymerase III transcription MAF1. Gene Ontology annotation, molecular function: RNA polymerase III core binding. NCBI's taxonomy places the organism in Eukaryota, Fungi, Ascomycota, Dothideomycetes, Dothideales, Saccotheciaceae. The annotation marks the transcript as partial. The transcript has a single exon. Gene Ontology annotation, cellular component: nucleus. The record is from RefSeq and is a predicted model, not a curated record. Gene Ontology annotation, biological process: negative regulation of transcription by RNA polymerase III.
UACGUUCCUCUACGCGACUUCCAGAUAGUCACAGAUGCCUUGAACUUCUCGACCACCGACUUGCAUGUCAUUGGCGGCUGCGACCUCUACACAACCAAAGCUGCCGGCAGCGACAAGAAACUGUACAAGAACAUUGAGAAUUCACUCGAGAAGGAGCAUGGAAACCUGUUGCGCUUGGCUGCAUCACUAUCACCUCCAUCGCUUCCAGUCGACAGCAGAAAGAAAGAGCGCAAGCCGUCAGUUCACAUGCCAGAGAUCGAUCUUUCUCGCGAUAGCCCUUUCGGUUCCUUCAAUCAGAUCAGCGCAAGACGAACGUUCGCAUACCUGAUCGCAACUCUCAACGCCUCACACCCCGACUACGACUUUUCGCACAUCCUACGACCUACCGACUUCCGUAAGACGACGGGUACAUCAAUCAGGAGAAGUGUGGAUAGUACUCUUAUCAACAUGCGUCCUCGUCGUAUGUCUACUCUUCUGUCACCUCACGCCAAGUCUUCGUUGAGUGCAGGUUCACCACAAGGCAUCACAUCACCGAACGCCGAGUUUGUGUGGGGCGAUUACAUGUGGAAGUUGAUCGACAAGGAGAUGGAUCUCAAGGCCUGUGAGAAGUACACAUGGGACCCCGAGGACGAUCCUUUCGAGGCUGAAAGUGCAUUGUGGAGUCAACACUACUUCUUCUUCAACAAGGAGAAGAAGAGAGUUUGUUAUCUCAACUUCCGCGCGUUCAGUGUCUUGUCGCACUCACCCGCCAAUGGCAUGCACACACGUACCGUGCCAAUCACCAACCCCGGUGUUGGAGAGGGAGCUGGAAAGAGAGCCCAGUACUGGCUUGGUCACAGCGUCGAUGACAAUGAUGUUGACAACUGGAGAGAAGACGACGAUCUUGAAUACGAAGACUCAAUGAGUAUCGACAACGACAGCAACGAAGGCGAAUACAGAAACGAUCUCGACGAUGUGCGCGACAAGCUCGAGGACGGUUACUACGCCUGGGCCGACGGCACUGUUGACACAAACGAUGCUUCUGGCUGGGACCCCCGUCGCAUGCACCGUGGCUCUAGUGAGGGCCCGGCUGAUGCCAUGGAGAUCUAA